UGUCAAAGCAAUAUUCUUAGGUCAAAGUUCCUAGCUAAUUAUAUAUUAAAUAGUUCAUGUUAUUGCGAAAAGAGUAUUUUAUUCACAAUAGUUUUGGAAUAAUAAUCAUUUUAUACUUUUGUUAAGAAAUUUAAUGACUUUGCCGUUUGGCAAGAGACGUGGAUUUGUUUGCGUUUGGGAAUCGAGAAAAUGGAGACUAAUGAUGAGGUUGUAGAAAGACAAAAACUAGUGCCCAACGACAUUGAAGGCGAGGAGGAUCAUAACCAUACGGCUGUAUCACAAUCAGCUCCUAUAUCUGCGCCUAACCCCGUAUCCCCAACAGUGCCAAAAAUUAAUAUAAAAAACAUGUCCAGUGGUGACACAACGCGUAGUAGAAACUCAGCCAGUUGUUCUAUAGAGAGAACUUCAGAAAAAGGUCAGCUAACUUCUGCUAAAGUAACUUACGUAAAUGAGCGUCGCCCACGCCCGCAUCUACAUGGAAAUACCAUCACGGGUGGAGGUAUUAAUGAUGAUCUCGUUAAAUCGCGACCGCGCAAGUUACUCAAAGACGCUGAUGAAAUCUGCAGCAACGAACACAAUAUCAACAGCAUCAGGGUAAUCAGCAGCGAAGUGUACUGUAAUAACAACGAUUUUGUUAUCAACAACAGAAUUACUGACAAACAAAAUAUUGAUAGCUCAGAUAAUAAAAGCAAAUCGCGCCUGCCACAUGGAAAAGCGGGUAGUAUUGAUCCUUCUAAUUUGCUCAACACUAGCCAUGGCGACAGUGGCUCGAACUUCGACAAAUUUGAUGAGCGUCCUAUUAAACAUCACUCAUUUGUCUCAGAAGUACCGGACGUAAAGCACAUGGAGCGAGCACUUUUAGGUCUUCUCGACGAUUUCCAUUCCGGCAAACUGAAGGCAUUUGGGUCCGGAUGCACUAUGGAACAAAUGACCAAAAUACGUGAACAACAAGAGAGUUUGGCUAAAUUACAUUUUGAACUGGCCGCUGCUGAGGAAGACUCAUUAGAGAAUGUUAAUGAUUUUAAUGCAGCAAAGGCGCAGGAAAAUAUGUUGCAAUUGGUCCAACGCUUAGAACAGUUAUCAAUUUCAAUUGAACAGUUGCAAAUAAGUCAUACAGGAGUAUGAAAGAUAGUUUAGCCUACAUCAGAACAUCUAGGCGGUUCCGAAAAAUUUUAAAUAUAAUAUAUUUUUAUUUACAAAACAAAAGCCACCUUUAUAUGAUACGGGUUUGGUUACCCUCCAACGCAUAAAGCGCAGUCACAUAAAACGAAAAUCGUAGAGUCGUACUCAUAUCUACGGUAUCCGAAUGGCGGGUAAAAUUAUCAAUCAACAAAAAAGGCUCUUGGCAAGUUGUGAUAUUUUUCCCAUAGAAAAAGCCUGGAAUUGAAUAUUUCCCAAUGCCAGCCUUUCUUUCUUUUAUUAAUUAUUCUUUAGAUAUUCUAAUUUCCAUAAACCAAUUAUACAAGAUAGCGUUUUGCGAGGAGAAAGAAAAAAAUUGACUUUUGUCGCUAGGCUCGGUUCUUCGCAGUCAAAUAAAGUAAAAUGUAAAAAAAAACGUCAGCAGAGUUCUGAAGCAGAAUUGAAACGGGAAAACAAUCAAAGUUCUGAUCACAAAAGUGCACUCAUAGUUUACAGACCAAGCAAGUAGAUUUGCCAUUAUUGUAAAUAUUAUCGAACACUUCAUUUUAAUUCGUAAAGGAAGAGAAGGAGCUCGGUCAAACACCCAACUAAGAAUGUACCAGAUAUACCUGGAUUAAUACAGAGGUUACGUGCCUGAAUAAUGCCGCCUUAAGUAAAACCGUGUUAAAUGAUAUAAGAAGAAAAAAGAGGGGUUUACGUUCCAAGGUUAAAAUCUUAAAGUUAGUUAUAAACUAAAGCUGUUUUCUUUAACCGUAGAUUAAUAUAUAUUUGCGGUUACAUUGUUCAUAAAUAUGUCUCUGAUACACCUUACUUUUAAGGCCACCUAAUUUAGAUAUUACGGGAGAUAUUAAUAAAAAUCGACUAUUAUUAGUUGGAAACAACUUUCAUUGACUUCUGGCGCCAAAGUGAGCUUUUAUCGUUCUAUGAAGGUACUGAGAUGCAUGUAUUUGCAUAUCUUUCACGCCAUGCGCUGUAAGAGGUUUUUUUGUUGUGUGUGUAUAAGAGACGCAUGUUUAUGAAUCUAGGGUUAAUGCUUUCACGCGCCAGGUCUGUAAAAUUGUUUUAUUAUAUUAUUUUCUCAGAAUAUUCACAAAUUUUAUACGUAUUCAUAUUCUUUUCUCAAAAAUAUUUUUUUCUACCCCCCCUACAACAAGUGAUGGCAGAGAACGCUGAUGACACCGAGGAGGUUUAAUGAGAGGAACGCGUAAAAUUUUAAGGGAAACUAAACUGGAUGACGUAACUCACCAUUGAUAUUUUUUUCACCAUCAAUUAACAGUUAUUAGCUGCUGAGUAUUAUGAGAAUGCAAUUAGAAAUAAAGAGCAUGUAAACCUUUA
This is a messenger RNA of Anastrepha obliqua, 2475 nucleotides long. Its product is annotated as coiled-coil domain-containing protein 28B. Lineage: Eukaryota; Metazoa; Arthropoda; Insecta; Diptera; Tephritidae. The transcript is spliced from 4 exons. The record is from RefSeq and is a predicted model, not a curated record. Bases 190 to 1125 code for a protein of 311 amino acids.